AUGAAGCCAUCCUUUGUUCUUCUAUCUAUUGUACUAUUACUCUCAUCAUCACUAUCGGAUGCAGCCGACUUUGGAUCACCGUCACAGCCACCGUCGAUGGCUCCAACACCGCAACCAUCAAACUCCACCGACUGUUCCAGCGUCAUAUACAGCAUGGUUGAUUGUCUCUCCUUCUUAACCGUCGGAUCAACGGAUCCAAGCCCGACCAAAACAUGUUGUGUUGGGGUCAAAACCGUUCUUAACUAUAGCCCUAAGUGUCUUUGCUCUGCGUUAGAGAGUAGUCGUGAAAUGGGAUUCGUACUUGAUGAUACAAAAGCUCUUGCCAUGCCUAAAAUUUGCAACGUCCCUAUUGAUCCUAAUUGUGAUGUAUCUACUCCGGCUGCAUCAACACCAGUUUCUCCACCGGUAGAGUCACCUACGACUUCACCAUCUUCCGCAAAGUCACCGGCCAUAACCCCUUCAUCACCGGCGGUUAGCCACUCACCACCGCCCGUCAGGCACUCAUCCCCGCCGGUUAGUCACUCAUCACCGCCAGUUAGUCACUCAUCACCACCAACUAGCCGCUCAUCACCGGCUGUUAGCCACUCAUCACCGGUGGUGGCUGCUUCAUCACCGGUAAAGGCUGUCUCAUCAUCGACCGCUUCAUCACCUAGGGCAGCUUCCCCGUCACCGUCACCGUCACCAUCAAUAUCUAGUAGCGGGAUUUUAUUAGUAUCCAAACUAUUCAUAGCUGUUGUGAUGGUUUCUUCUUUUCUUUACAUCUUAGCUUAG
This is a messenger RNA of Arabidopsis thaliana (thale cress), 771 nucleotides long. RefSeq names its product Bifunctional inhibitor/lipid-transfer protein/seed storage 2S albumin superfamily protein. Gene Ontology annotation, molecular function: lipid binding. Gene Ontology annotation, biological process: lipid transport. Lineage: Eukaryota; Viridiplantae; Streptophyta; Magnoliopsida; Brassicales; Brassicaceae. The transcript is spliced from 3 exons. The record is from RefSeq and is marked reviewed. Gene Ontology annotation, cellular component: plasma membrane. The coding region runs from base 1 to 771 and encodes 256 amino acids.